AUGGCCUCUCGUCUUUUGUCGCGCAGUGUCGCCCGCACCGCAGCCCAGCUGAGAUUGACCUCCGCGCCCCCGCACACAUGUACACCGCUGCUAAGAUCUUAUCGCCCGAGAUCUAGAAACCUAACCCUGGGAUCCGGAGCGGAUAGAUACCAGCACUCACGGGGCUAUGCCGCUGCCACUUCGCAGGCGGCGGAGGUGGAAGACGAAGCUGUCGAGCAGCUGUCGGAGUACCCCACGACCUCCCCCGCCGCGCGCAAAAUCCUCCACGACGCAUGGGGCUACACGUCCUUCCGCGCCGAGCAGGAAGCCGUGAUCGCGCGGCUGCUGCACGGCGGCAGCGCGGUGGCCGUGUUCCCGACGGGCGCGGGGAAGAGUCUGCUGUACCAGGUUGCGGCGCUGGGGUUUGGGGGUGGCGUCACGGUGGUGGUGAGCCCGUUGAUUGCGCUGAUCAAGGACCAGGUGCAGGAUCUGAAGAAGAGGGGGAUCGACGCGGCGGCGGUGGACAGCACGAUGGAGCGGGAUGAGGUGCGCGCUGUGUUUGAGCGCGUGAUGAACGACGAGGUGCGAUUGCUCUAUGUCUCCCCCGAGCGCCUCAACAACGACGCCUUCGUACAGCUGCUCAGCAAGACUACCGUCCGCCUCAUCGCGGUCGACGAGGCCCACUGUGUUUACGAGUGGGGGAACUCGUUCCGGCCGGACUAUCUCCGAGUGGCCAGGUUCGUCAAGGAGAUCAAGGCAGAGAGGGUGCUCUGCGUUACUGCUACCGCUACGCCGGAAAUCACAGAGAGCAUCUCGACGGCGUUUGGGAUUCCCCGUGACGGGGUGUUUCGGACGAGCACUUACCGCCCAAACCUAACACUGCUCUCCAAGUCCUUCAAGAAGGACUUGGAGAGGCUCGACUAUCUCGUCGACUUCCUGAACGCGAACCCCGGCGCAACGAUCAUCUACACCCUGAAGCGCUCUACAGCUGUAAUCGUCGCAGGCCUUCUCGAGGCCGCCGGUAUCGAGGCCUUCCCCUACCACGCCGGCAUCGACAAAGCCACCCGCAGCGCCACCCAGGACCGCUUCAUGAACUCCGAUAAGCUCACUAUCGUCGCCACAAUCGCAUUCGGCCUCGGCAUCAACAAGCCCAAUAUCAGAAACAUCAUCCACUACGGCCCCCCGCUCUCCAUCGAGAACUAUGCCCAAGAAAUCGGCCGCGCCGGCCGCGACGGCCGCCCCAGCACAUGCCUCAUCCUCACCGCCCCCACCGACACCCGCACCCACAACUUCCUCACCGUCAACCCCCUCCUCGCGCCGCGCAAAAGCGCCAUCCGCCGCCUCCUCCGCCACGCCUUCCUCACCCAACCCCCCGCACCCCCAGGCACCACCAUCACACUCCCGCUGCACGCGCUCGCACGCGUCCUCGUCACGCCGACCCGGAAGCGCAAGAAGCAGAAGCAGGAGGAGGAGAAAGAGAAGCCGAAGCCGCCGCCCCUCCCACAGGUCAUCCGCGACAAAGAGGACGCAACGGCGGCCGUCAUGGCGCUGCUCAUGAAGGUCGAGAUGGAGUGCGGCGUGGUGAAGGCGCUGCCAACGGCGUAUGGCGUGGUUACGUAUCGCGGGCUAUCACGUCUGCAGAAGCUUGACGACGAGAUGGCAACGGCGGUUGCGGAGGCGUCAACGCGCAGCGAGACCACGAGCGACGAGGAGGGGGGCGAAGGUGAAGGGCUGUGGAGCUUCGACAUGCGGCGGGUAUCCGAGAGGGUGCGCGCGGGGCGGGAAACGCUGCUGCGGCGGCUGCAUGAGUGGGAGCACGAGGGCGUGGUGGAGAUCGAUAUUCUUGGUGUCGCGGCGCGGUACGAAGUUCUGUCUGCGCUGCCAGGGACGGAGGAGGCGGUUGAGGAGGUGGUGGAGCGGGUGCGUAGCGUUGUGAAGAUGCAUGAGAAGCGGAGUGUGGAGAGGCGGAAGAUGGUGUUGGAGCUCGUGGCGGGGAGGGAGUGCUUUGUGGGGGUGCUGGCGGGGCAUUUUGGGGAUGGGGAGGUGGUGAGGAGGAGGAGGGGGUGUGGGCAUUGUCAGUGGUGCUUGGAUAGGGCGGAGAGGAGGAAGGUGGAGAAGAAGGAGAGGGGGGGGAAGAAGGAGGGGUGGUGGAAGAAGAAGAGGGGGGGGGGCUAG
This is a messenger RNA of Morchella sextelata, 2154 nucleotides long. RefSeq lists its product as uncharacterized. NCBI's taxonomy places the organism in Eukaryota, Fungi, Ascomycota, Pezizomycetes, Pezizales, Morchellaceae. The record is from RefSeq and is a predicted model, not a curated record. Gene Ontology annotation, molecular function: nucleic acid binding; 3'-5' DNA helicase activity; four-way junction helicase activity. Gene Ontology annotation, cellular component: nucleus; cytoplasm; chromosome. The transcript has 10 exons. Gene Ontology annotation, biological process: double-strand break repair via homologous recombination. Bases 1 to 2154 code for a protein of 717 amino acids.